Molecule: messenger RNA, 2554 nt
Organism: Eupeodes corollae
Lineage: Eukaryota; Metazoa; Arthropoda; Insecta; Diptera; Syrphidae
Product: nose resistant to fluoxetine protein 6-like
Exons: 8
Coding region: 244-2376 (710 amino acids)
Molecular function (GO): acyltransferase activity, transferring groups other than amino-acyl groups
Source: RefSeq, a predicted model, not a curated record
CAAACUAUCAACAAGUCGAAAAUCCCAAAUAGAAAAUAAGCCUUUAAGAAAAAAUAAGUAGGUACCUAAGUCGAAAAAAAGCUUAACAACAACAUUUCUUCAGUCUUCGUCUUAUACAUGAAUAAUAAAAGAAAAAGAUACUUUUAGUCCCGACUUCGAAGUCUGCAAAAUUUCUGGCCAAAGAAAAACACUCCACGACUUGGACGAUCACAGUCAGUUCGAGCACCUCAGAUUGGAAACAACAUGUCGUUGUCGUUGCAGCAGCGAUCGAGUAGCACGCUCACAAAGUGCGUGAUUACGUUCCUCUUAUUUCUAGCAGUUAGCUUACAACAAUUCGUGAAAGUGAAAGGUGAUGGGGAUGUGACGGGGCUGCGAGGGAUAACGGCGGCGGUGCCGCCUCUGGAAUUGGAUCAGUUACAGGUGGUGAAUUUCCUGGUUGGUAUAUCGGUCGAUGGAAUUCUCUUAUCCAACGGAUCGGACAGUCAGUGCGGAAGAGAACUGGAAGAGUUCCUCAAAGGUGUCGAGGAGCAGGAGCCAUGGGCUUUAAAAGUCAUUGAUUCGUUCGGAGUUGCCCCGCAGACCAUAACCUGGGGUAACUACUUUUGGUUUGCCGCCAAAGAGUACUGUGAGGAUCUCAACAGACCCUAUAAGAUCUCGCUAUCAGGGCGUUAUCGCCAAACGAGUCACUUCAACGCCAGCAGUCCCUUUCCAGUACGCUUCUGGAUGGUUUACUUCAACUUCACCACCCCGGUUUAUGUGGAUUUAAAUCUUCAAUUCGAGCACAAAAUCCACGCAGGACUUUGCCUCCCCAAAAGCUGUUCCCACGAAGAAGUACUCUAUUUCAGCGAGUCAUAUUUCGCCAAGAAGAAAUUCGAACCCCAACAACGUUUCAAUAUCGAUAUGAAUGUCAUCGGUGCCAAAGAUCCCAAAUUUGAAUGGAAAAUUUUGCUAACAACUGGAUUUCUUUUGUUUUUCGCUGUUCUGUCAUCUUUAGUAUUUUGUAUGAUUAUUGCUGAAAUUAUCACUCAGAUUCAUAAAAGGCGGGCGUUGAAUGAAGAUGAAAAAAGUCCAAAGCCAGAAGUUACAAGACUUGAAGAAUUCUUUUUGUGUUUCAAUUUGAGAGAUAACUAUCACAGGAUGAUGCAGCUUGAAGGAUCUAAAGGAUUUCUGCCAGUUAUUGCUGGAUUGAGAAGUGUUGUCUGUUUGUGGGUCACCUUGUUUCAUGUUUAUUUCUACUCAUUGUUUGCCAUCAGCAAUGUUCCUCUAAUUUUCGCCAAGUUAGAAACGGUUAUUCUUCAGCCUGUUUUGCAAUCAUGCUUCUAUGUUGAUGUGUUCUUUGUUAUCAGCUCAUUUCUGCUGACAUAUAAUUUCUUAUCCAACUCAAAAAAUAUCGAACUGAUACGAAAGAAUUCAUUUGGAAAGAAUACGCAGUUUUUCGUUAAAUCCGUUUUGCAUCGAUAUGUGAGGCUUCUUCCGAUUAUGAUUGUGACAAUGAUUCUGAGUGACUGCAUAUACGACUUUAUGGACAUGUUUUCGCCCUUCAAAAUGGAUCAAUACAAUGGCAUCUAUUGCAAACAGAACUGGUGGUACAACAUUCUUUUCAUAAACAAUUUCCUAGACCUGAAGGAUAUUUGUUCGUCUUGGACUUGGUAUUUGGGUUGUGAGAUGCAGUUCUUCAUUUUAUUUACUUUGAUCCUCAUCAUUUAUGCAAAACAUGAACCAUUGGGAAAGUCAAUUUUUGUGAUCCUGCUCAUCUUCAGCUUGGUUAUAAGUUUCCUCUGUAACUAUUUGAUGGGCAUCACUUUUCAAAUUGAUGUCAUCUUUGGAACUCUGGAGCAACUCUAUGUCAAACCAUGGGUUCGAGUUAACUCCUACUUCGGAGGCGUUCUAAUGGGUUGGAUCUAUUUCCAUUACAAAGAUGAAUCCUCAGUUAAGCUGAGUAUGUCCAAAAAAGUAAUCUUCUGGACGGUCACAUUUUGCAUCUAUGUUUUCACAAACUUCAUGAGUUUUUGGCGUUCGGCACCCGUUUGGCUGGUAGCUUCAAUUAUGUCCUUUGGCAAGUUCAUAUUUGGACUUUGCAUUGGAUGUGUCAUUGUUAUGUGCCAAUGGGGCUUUGGAGGUCCUUUCAAUGCCCUGAUGUCAUCAAGGCCGUGUUUAUUUUUAAAUAAGUUCUGUUUCAGUAUUUAUAUGAUAGCUCCUGUGAUAGUUGUGAUAGUUUUCGCUUCAAGAACGCAGGCGACACAUUUCAGUGAAGUCGGUUCGAGCAUGGACUUCAUGGGAGUAAUUGUAAUAUCAAUAUUAAUGUCAUUAAUUGUUGUUUUGUUGGUGGAGAUACCAUUUCAGAAAAUAUCCUCAAAAUUUAUUGUGAGGAGAUAAGAUUGCAUAACUUAAUUCCUAAAAAAGGACAGUUUAGGGAAAUGUGUAUUAUUAUAGACUUAUAUCAUUCAAAAACGCCCUCAUUAUUCUCACAAAUCUAGUUUUUAAGUUCAUAGUAUGUAAUAAAAAAUGUAUUUUUUAUAAAGAUACUUAAGAAAUAAUAAAUUUAGUAGAUAAC